Sorghum bicolor (sorghum) is the source of this 1587-nucleotide messenger RNA. RefSeq lists its product as uncharacterized. Lineage: Eukaryota; Viridiplantae; Streptophyta; Magnoliopsida; Poales; Poaceae. Gene Ontology annotation, molecular function: starch binding. Gene Ontology annotation, cellular component: membrane. The record is from RefSeq and is a predicted model, not a curated record. The transcript has 5 exons. Bases 215 to 1324 code for a protein of 369 amino acids.
AGCAAGGCCCCGACCCACGGCCACGGGACCGCGCACGCAGCCGGCGAGCACGGCAUCGCAUCGCAUCACGGGCGCGGCCAAGAGUCCUGCCCUGCGAAGUGCGAAGUGCGAAAGCGCCUGUCACCUCCAGUGUCCAGUGCCGCAGUGCGCACAGGGUUUUAGGCAGGCAGGCAGGCAGGGCGCGCGACACCGGGAUCGAUCGCCAUCGCCACCCAUGGAAUCCGCGACGGCGUCCGUCCGCAGCGCGUCGCUCGCGCGGGCCCGGCCCGCGCUCGUCUACGGGGGCGGGGCGCGGCGCGUCGUGGGCGCUGGCCCCGCCGCCGCGCGCGCCCGGCGGAGGGCGCCCCUCGUCGUCGCAGUCGCCGCACACCACCAGAACCACCUCGAGCCGCUCCCGUCGCGCGCGCAGGAGGGCGGCGCCGUGGCGGUGGCGACGACCACCCAGGCUGACGAGGCGGAGGUCCAUGCGAACGACGCUGCGCCGGCGGCGGCUGCUGAAACUGAAACCUCGUCUCCCCAACUGGCUCCUGGUAAUAAGACGGUGCGCGUCAGAUUUGUGCUGCAAAAGCAGUGCACGUUCGGACAGAGCGUCUGCCUCGUCGGCGACGACCCUGCGCUCGGCCUCUGGGAUCCGUUGAAUGCGUUUGCUUUGGAAUGGGCGGAGGAAAGCCACGACUGGAUCUUAGAGAAAGAUUUACCGGCCAACAAGCUGGUUGAGUUCAAGUUCUUGCUGCAAGAUUCGACAGGGAAGUUGCAUUGGCAGGAUGGGCCGAACAGAAGCUUUCGGACAGGUGAAACCGCAAACACGUUGGUUGUGUUUGAAGAUUGGGAUGAUGUGAAGAAUCAGAAAAUAGCAGAAGAGGAGGGAGGGGCGUCUACUGGGAUUGAGCAAACUGUUGUUUCAAAUGACAGCAAAAGCACAAAGGAUACUGUUUUUGAAGAUGAGCUCCAAGCGGAUGAUAAUCAAGUCAAAGAAGAUGAACCCGUAGUUGCCAAGGAGGAUAAGAAGCCAGCGGUUGACACAGAUGCUUCUUUUCAUGUAGAUUGGGUGAAGACAAACGAAGCUAGCCCUCGAAAGUCGGUGCUGCAUGAGGAAAUGGAAGUUCUAGACGAACUUCUUGGAAAAGAAAACAUGGAGAACAGCAGUAUUUCGAGUACUGAUGAGAAUCAUGCUGAAAAAACUGGAGGAGAUGAUAUCUUGUCUGAGGAUGGUGUUCCGGUUGAGAAUGGGUUGGCCACUGCUUAUGAACAUGAUUUGCUUUGGGGUUGGAAGGCCCUGCAGCAGCUGAUGAUGAGCCUGGGCUUCAAAAUAGAUACAACAUGAAAAGGCAUAAUCUACUGCUAUAUAUCUAAUGUUCGUAUGCCAUUCGGAUGCAAUUGUGUUGCUUUCCAGGAUAAUCUGUUUUGACCCCUUAGGAGACUGCCUUAUGGAUGUUCACGGAAAAGGCUUUGCACUCUAGAUUCUAGAAAGCUGCUGGCAUUGUGGUAUUGUAUGUAUAUAAUAUGUUCGUUUUCCAAAGGUGUUGUAUCUUAGCAGAUAUAAGAACCUUUUAUUAUAAAUAAUCUACUAUCAGUUGUGGUCGAAAA